UCAAGAUGACUGAGAUACAGAUCUGUGACGGAUUGAUGCCAACCAUCUUGUCAGUUCGUUUCUAUCAAAGGCCAAGAGCAGAGGUUCAGCAUGAUCGCUUUCGUUGCUUUGGCAAUCCUUCUGGCUGCUUCAUGCGAAGCUGCAGCACCAGCGCAGACCCAAGACCCCACCCGCCCACUCCGGUUGGAGAUCGGCCUCUUCGCCACUGAUGAGCUGAUGUAUGAUUUCGUGAAGAGGCACCUCCUGGACAGGCUGGGGAGAACCCCAGAUAUCUUUCAGGCGGCAAUGCUGUCCAAUUACAUUUACGGAUUACACACAGCAUUCAGUGAUCCAAGCAUUGGUGACCUCAACAUUCAGGUGGUCAUCACACACUUCGAGGUGGUACCAGAAUCUACUUGGAGGCAAUGGACGGAUCUCGGGUCUUUCUGUAAAUACGAGAACACCAAACAAGAUUUGGGUAUAGAUGCGGCCAUCUUGAUUGUAAGGCGAUCCGGUGAAUCAGCCAAGCAAGUCGGAAUGGGGAGGUCAGCUGGUCGUAGUUACACUGACACACUUGGCUCAAACAUGCACUGUGGCGUCAUCACUGAGGAUACCACAUUGUCGUCUGCCUAUAAAAGACUCAUUUCUCAUGAGCUUGGACACAUCAUCGGUCUCAUCGACCAGGGAGCUAAACUUCAAGGAAAAUUGAAAAGAAGUCCGUAUCACAAGAAUUUGGCAGACAAUAAAAUAUACCCGUAUGAUGACAUGCGCUGUUCGUCCAAUGACCUGAAGGCCAUCAUGGCAGGAAGUGGCGACACGUGGUCUGUGUGCAGCAAGGAUAGGCUGAGGCUCCUGAUGGGAUCGGACAAAAGCAAGGUCGCAGAGGGCAUGCAGAAACCUGCUCUCCUACCGGACACUCGGUGGUUUAUGGGAAACUUCAUGACUCAUACGGGAGAGCACUUGUGUAGGAUAAAUGUGGACAAGUAUGACGCGGAGGGGACAAAGAUCACGUAUAAGGAAGUGCAUUCUCGCCCCAUCUGCAGGUUUGCCAAGGGUGAAUGCAAAAAGACGUCCCCAAUCCCAGGGACCAACUUCAUUGGGGUGGCAACCUACGACGAUUCUCCAUUCGUCACUGGAUUCAGGUGUCCAACUGGGUAUUGCCUUUAUGGCGAUUGCCUCAGUGGUAAGCAGUUCUCGGACAAGAUGGCGGCCCUCACCAAAUCGAUAGUGAAUUGAGAAGAUAUGAGCUCGUAACUUUACAAAAUAAAGCUAUUGAAUAUUUA
Molecule: messenger RNA, 1262 nt
Organism: Lineus longissimus
Lineage: Eukaryota; Metazoa; Nemertea; Pilidiophora; Heteronemertea; Lineidae
Exons: 11
Coding region: 91-1215 (374 amino acids)
Molecular function (GO): metallopeptidase activity
Source: RefSeq, a predicted model, not a curated record